Tigriopus californicus is the source of this 2301-nucleotide messenger RNA. RefSeq lists its product as uncharacterized. Lineage: Eukaryota; Metazoa; Arthropoda; Copepoda; Harpacticoida; Harpacticidae. Gene Ontology annotation, cellular component: kinetochore. The coding region runs from base 317 to 2278 and encodes 653 amino acids. The record is from RefSeq and is a predicted model, not a curated record. The transcript has 2 exons. Gene Ontology annotation, biological process: regulation of protein ubiquitination; protein localization to kinetochore; traversing start control point of mitotic cell cycle.
GUUGUCCUGGAACCUUUUAUAAAAUAUGACAUCACAUGACAUACAGGGAAUUUCAUUCCCUGGUAACGGUUAAAACCCCCGACAAGGCAAUGGUUCAUUUGAGCACAUCAGCACCAGAUUCUCUACAUUAUUAAGCGCAUUUGAGCGCGUGUGUGGAUGUCCGCUAAAGUGAAUCUUGGCCACAGUCUCUCUGAACACAUUCCUAGUCAAAUGUGGUCACUCUCUUGAUAGAUUCAAGCAGAGCAGCGCCAAAAGGAGAACUCUACACCAUAACAAACCUCUUGAUCCCGCCAGCCUCGAUCCAUCCAGCCUCGCCAUGGUUCGGUAUGUCUUCCCGUUUGCUCUGGACGUGCCCGCACCGCCCUCAGAUUCGAUUGCGCUCAUCCAAGGCCAAUUGGCCCGCCUAACCGUCCAAUUCUGGGCCAGCCUCGACCCCGAACGAUCCACUUGGAGCACCGAUCCACUCACCUUGAGCCAUCCAGCGGGUCCCCCGGGUCCCCCGGGUCCCCCGGGUCCUCCAAAUCUGUUGAGUCGGAACGGAGUGUUGGCCGGCCACACCCGUCUCGAACCCAAUUGGGCCGAACAAUUCCAUGGGUUGUUGGACCAAUUGCCCGCCGCCAAAGCCCCGGAAAACGUUUACUUAGAUAUCAUCUGGGUCACCCAGCAGAUCCGACCCACGAAAGAGAUGGACCUUCAACUGUUGGCCUUCUUCCUCCGUGCCGUGAAAUGGUGCCAAGCCAAAAUUACCGUGAUCACCAUGGACAGCCAAGUCAGCCCUAACUCACAUCUCGACUUGCUUCGAGUGGAUAUCCUCGGAUUAUCCGACAUCCAAGACCUAUCCGAAUUCGUACCCGAUCAUCUACUUUGGCGAGGAUGCUUGAGCUUCACUGAUUGUCGGAGCGAUUACCGAAUGCGGUCUUUACCGGGUUUUGAGAUUGUGGCUUCGAAAGAAUCGAAUGUCAAGGAGUUUGGGAACAAGCCAUUGGUGUCCAAGAGACGUGGUCUGCUCAAAGCCGAGUUGAGAAAGUUUUCCGCCCAUUUAAAAGUUGUUGCCAUAGUUAGUAUGAUAGAUUUACCCUCCGAUAUACCCAAAUCCCCCGCCUUCACCUUGAGAACUUCGAUCCUGUCGGGUGACUCGGUCACCGAGAAAUUACUUGAAGAUCCAAGUUACUUCUCUGAGGAUAAAGGACUUCUAGCCAGGUUAUAUUUUCAACAAAGUGAGACAAGCUCUUCUGUCUUAGGGUCAAAUAACCGAACUUUUGCCGAUUUCAAGAAAGCUUUGGCGGAAAGGCAGAUCAAGAUCGAUCCUGAUGAAGGCCUGAGUAGAAACCUCGAAUCUCUGCUCAUUCUUAUCGUGAACCCCAGUCCAAAUCAUUUCGUUUGCUCAAGUCGCAAUUGCUUGGACAAACUCGCCUACGUAAUCGAUCCAGAGGAAAUCUGGAGCUUCUACUCCCAAUUCCAUUCCGACUUACUCGACCAUCUGCCUCUCAAGUCCCGAAUUAUUGACGGAGAAUGGGACGAAAAAAGGCUGUUGGCCUUUCUCGAAAGCCGGGCUAAGGCCAAAACCACCGGAAUUGUCAACGAAACUAUGUGUCCAGCCGAGGAUUUCAUUCUCAUGGAAGCCGCAGAGCUUCUCAAACUCUUUAAUCCGGAUGGAUCCGCCAAAGCUCCAAGUCAUGACAUUCUAGAGGCCCGUAAAAAGACGGUAUUUUCUUGUCGGGACUCGACUGAGCUCCAACCUUGGCCAGCUGUCCGCUUCCAGGACUACUUUGGCCUUCAUUACAAUCGAAGCGAAGCUUCCGAGGAACAGGAUCGAGAUCAAGCCAAGUUGAUUCGACAAUAUGUUGGAUCUAGCGAGACAUUCUCCACUUGUCAUUUAGACCGUCAAUCCGAAGGAGCCGCCAUGAUUAUUCAACCUCGGAGAACUAGGAAGAAGAGGACUCCAAGAAAACGAACCAAUAGUGAAUCAACGAAACGGAAGUCUCCGAAAGAAGGAUAUGCUAUCAAUCGACCCGCCUCCAAAGCGGCUCCCAAGGUUGAUGUGUUCAAGAAAAAGCUGCGAAUUGCGGUCUACGAGGUCCUGCAUGAAAAGGGUAUUCCUGAGGAGCACAAGCUGUUCCGACCGUGCUUUCGGAACCUCUUCAAAGUGGUUGACUUGGUGGGAAAGUCCAUGUCGGCGGCCAAACUCUCCACCGAGACCCUCAAGAUCAUUGCCAAAAAUAACGCAGAACUAGUGAUAACGAUGCAAAAAGGAACACUGACCAAAGCUAAGAAAUAAAUGAGUAGCUUCAUUUUAAUCGA